AUGUUGAAAUUUCCAAGAUUAUUAAUAAAUCAUGUAAAGGCUUUGGCGACGCCCACUUCAUCCAGCAAUGUGGAUUAUUUAGCACAACAAACACGGAACACUUUUGUUCUUAAGAGAAGAUAUCCAGUGCCUCUUCACAAAAAGAAUUCCAAGCCCCAUCCUUUCAAAUCAAGACAUUUUGUUUACGAUUUGGUUGAGGAUACAAACACAAGAAGGAAGAAGCCACUUGAUUUGAUUUUGACACAGUAUGUGGCAGGACUCGGCAACAUAGGUACUCAAGUGACCAUGCAUCCGACGGAAGCGUAUGUGAAACUUUUGCUGCCAAGACUGGCGGACUACGCCACACCCGAGAACAUUGAGAAGUAUAAGAAAAUGGCAACGGAUCAGGGGGACGACACGCCGUUCAGCUCCGCCACAGUGGAGAAAACGAUGAAGUAUCUGUCGAAAAAGCGGAUAUUCAUUGUGAUGUCGAAGGAUGUGCCGUGGACACUUGAGAAAUGGCACAUAAAGGCGACGUUUCGCAAGGCGGGCGUCCACCUACCGGAGGAUGCUAUAACGAUGCCAGAGAAACCGAUAUCCGGACCAAACUUGGAUUUUGAGGGAAAGGAGUUCUACGUGACGCUCACGAUCAAUAAUCGUGAGCAGGUGAAGGUGCGGUGCGUUCUGCAUCAUUGGACACCAGAUAAGUCCUCGCAGAUCAACAUUGAGUUUUGGAAGCAACCGGGCGAGCCGAUAUUUCCCGAAGACAAAGCGAUUUUAGACUCCCUUCCUUCUUUCUUAGACUCUUAA
Messenger RNA from Solenopsis invicta (red fire ant), 789 nucleotides. RefSeq names its product 39S ribosomal protein L9, mitochondrial (gene mRpL9). Gene Ontology annotation, cellular component: mitochondrion; ribosome. Gene Ontology annotation, molecular function: structural constituent of ribosome. Lineage: Eukaryota; Metazoa; Arthropoda; Insecta; Hymenoptera; Formicidae. Gene Ontology annotation, biological process: translation. Bases 1 to 789 code for a protein of 262 amino acids. The transcript is spliced from 3 exons. The record is from RefSeq and is a predicted model, not a curated record.